Molecule: messenger RNA, 1296 nt
Organism: Paramuricea clavata
Lineage: Eukaryota; Metazoa; Cnidaria; Anthozoa; Malacalcyonacea; Plexauridae
Source: the annotation of a GenBank genome assembly
AUGUCCAAACUGUUCAAAUCCCCUACAACUAGGAGUUAUAAAAACUAUAAUCCCUCACUAUUUUCCUCUGACCUUGUCACUAAAUCGGAUCGUCUGUUAUCCAUAUUAUCCAACACCAACGUUAAUACAAUACUCGAAACCUUCAAAGAUGUUCUUCACUCAACUCUCGACGUGCAUGCACCGUUAAAAACCUUCAAAAUUCGAAAUCGAUCAUGUCCAUAUGUCAACAAUGAAAUAAAAGAACUCAUGAAGUCUCGGGACCUACACCUCCGUCGGUUUCAACUGACACGUGAUGAAGGUGAUUGGGUAGUUUACAAAGAAUAUUGUAAUAACGUAAAAACCAAAAUUAAAGCCGCAGCGAAGGACCACACCUUCAACGAAGUAAGAGAACAUAAACACAAUUCGAGAUCCCUAUGGAAAAUAAUUAAUAAUAUAAUUCCCUCGAAGGAAAAGGAAACACAAGUUUAUAGUAAAGAUCCAAAAACAGUUGCAAAAGAAUUCAACCUUUUUUUUACUUCUGUGGGACGGAACGCUGCUGCGACAGCCGAAAGUUUAGCCAAAGACAACAAUGUUGCACUGUCAAAUCCUCUGUCAAAUGUAAUCACUUAUCCAUCUGAUCAACUGUUCAAUUUCCAAUCCGUUACUUGUACAGAGGUUCAACGCAUUAUCAUGGCUAUGCCAAGUAAUAAGUCACCAGGACCAGAUAAAAUAGGCAUGCGUGUCAUCAAAGACUGUCUUCCAAUCAUACUGGGUCCUCUUACGCAUAUGAUAAAUUGCUCUCUAAUGACAAGCACAUUCCCUGACCUAUGGAAGAUUUCUGAAGUUAUACCCCUACUAAAAGAAGGAGACCACGAGAUAGCCUCAAACAAUCGGCCUCUCUCACUACUCGAGGUAGUUUCAAAAGUUUGUGAAAAAGUUGUUCUAAAUCAAUUUAGCUCCUACCUCAAAGAAUUUAAUCGCAUAUCGUCACAUCAAAGCGGGAAUAGGAGUCUUCACUCCACCGAAACCUUAAACAUAUUUGUUACCGAUACGAUGUUGGAAGCCAUAGACAACAAAAAUCUAACGGCACUAAUUUUAUUGGAUUUAUCCAAGGCAUUUGACAGUGUCAGUCAUUCGAUUUUAUUACACAAAUUGAGUUGUAUCGGUGCUUCACCCGAAGCUGUUAAAUGGUUCCAAGACUAUUUAACAGGCAGAUCCCAAUACGUGCGCAUUGGAUCCACCAAGUCAUCAGCUCGCCCGAUAACCCAUGGCGUUCCACAAGGUGCAAUACUAUCACCACUUCUGUUUUACGUGUAA